UUCUUCCCUCUCGUUCGAUUUGAGGGAGAGAGAGAGAGAGAGAUAAGCUUUUUCAGUUUUUUGCAUCUUUUUUGUUCUUCUCUCUCUCGUCGUCCUCAAUGCUUCCAUUUCAAUCAUCCUCUUCCUCCUCUUGAUUGACUUCUUCUUCUCUUUUGCUGCGCGAGAGAGAGAAAGAAUCAACCUUUUAGAGGAAGCAAGGACUUAUCAUCGUCUGUCUAAUCCAUCUCUCAUGGACACAGCCUUGACCUCUGAAACAGGCUGUGCCCUUAUGGCCGAGAAAGGAUUCACGGUGGAUCCUUUUUUGGUUGAGGCUCUUCAGAAUCCUCGACAUCGUCUCACCAUUUUGAGGAUGGAACUUGAUGUUCAGAAGUUCUUGCAGAACCCUGAUGAGCAGCAAUUCGAGUUCCAGUAUUUCCCGACAUCAUAUCUCCGUCUUGCAGCUCAUCGCGUUGCUAACCACUAUGGACUAGUUACAUCAGUUCGAGAUGUUGGUGCAGAUGGUAACAUGAGCAGGAUUCUCGUGACUAAAUCAACUGAUAGUAGGUUUCCUGCUGUUCGACUAUCUGAAAUCCCAGCUAAACAAUCAGAAACUGGUAAGUUUGAGCACAUGAAAGUUGCUAUAAAGACCCGACCUUCUAAAGGAUCUGGAAUGGAAGGUGGUGAUUUGGGAAAGCAAGGUGGUCUUCCGAGAAGUGUUGAAGAGAAGAAAGAAGACUAUGACAGGGCACGAGAACGUAUAUUUAACGGUCUUGCUAACCUUAAUUGUAACGAUUCUCCAUCUGAAACUAAUCCUUGGAAGGUGAAUUGUAGUCCUAUCAGAGAUGAUGAAAAUCAAGUGUUGAAGAGUGGUAACCUCGAGGCAGAGAAAAAUCAUUUCCCUAGGGAGAGCAUUCCUGCAUCUCGUAUUGCAGUUCUCAGAGACAGAGAGAAAGACCGGUAUGACCCUGACUAUGACCGGAGCUAUCAAAGGUACAUUAGGAACCUCCCAGUAGACCAAAAUUUCUGCUUGCCACACUUCAACAUUCAGAAUAUAGGGGCGCCAUGUUAUGAUAUGGGAUAUAGCGGGUAUAGUCAAAACACAAGUGCUCCUACAUCUCUCAACUUGGGUCAACACUCUGUCAUGAGCCCCUAUGUGACCACGGGUUUAAACCAGCCUUCGAUGAAUGCUGCUAUGUACAUGCAAUGGCCAAAUGCAGCAGCUGUGAUGUAUACUCAUUCUUAUGAACACUUCAGAAACGCACCUUUACAGGGGCAGUUCUAUCCGCAUCCGCAACCCCUUAGCUUCGAUUACAUGCAGAACCGGUAAUUGCUUUUUUCGUCAAGGCUUAACGAUUUGUGUAAUCCAAAAUUUUGAAACAGUUUGUAUGUCUAAGAUAGAACAAUCAGAAACCUUUUGAUUAGUGUCAUUGCCUUGCCUUUUCUUUU
This is a messenger RNA of Camelina sativa (false flax), 1425 nucleotides long. RefSeq lists its product as uncharacterized. Gene Ontology annotation, molecular function: nucleic acid binding. Lineage: Eukaryota; Viridiplantae; Streptophyta; Magnoliopsida; Brassicales; Brassicaceae. The record is from RefSeq and is a predicted model, not a curated record.